AUCAACCAUUUUGACACAACAAACAAAACAAACACUCAUCAAAACAACAUGGUAUUUUAAUUCAGUAACCUACUGUUUUUAUUGCUGUAAAGCUGCAGCUUCUACAAAGUUAUAAAUCAAAAUGGAUAUUAUAAAAUAUAUUGCUCCUGAAGAAGAGUUUUCCGAGUCUCCUAUGACGGACAUAAUCGUGAAGAGAGUGAUUUCACAAAGCUCCGGUGAUUCUAUUGAAAUGAACAUUUUGUGUACUGUAAUUAUCUUAUUAUUAAUAGAAGAAGGUUUUUUACUUAUAGAUCAAGAAAGUGAAGUGAUUGAUAUACAACAGUUUGACCUUGAACAAUUAAAGAAAUGGCAAUCAAGUGAGGGUACAUUUCAAUUAAAUUUGGUCAUGAGUGGUUUCAAUGAUAUUCCACUGAAACUCCUCAUCAGUCCUCUAGGUAAAGCAGUGCUAUUGAAUUUAGUGAUUCAGGAAUUGGAUGCAGAAACAUACACAACAUGCUUAACUCUUGGAUCAUAUGUGUAUCCCACACCACAAAGUUCUACAAGCCCUACAGUGUAUAAUAUUAGCAAAUAUCAGCUCUGUAACAUACUUAAGGAUCGGUUGACUUGUGCUGUAAAGAGUAGAAUAAUAAGCCUUCAUGGGACUGCAAGUGCAAGUUUGAUAGGAUUGCCUGAAGAAGUUCUGAUUAAUAUUGUCAUGAAAUUACCUAUAUCGGGUGUAAUCAACGUUAUUAAAACAUGCAAGAUACUACAUGAUGCCAUAAAUAAAGAGAUUGUGUGGCGUGCUUUAGUAAAAAGAGACUUUGGUAUCGAUCAGUGUGAUACUGAUUCAUGGAAAACCACAUACAAGAAUAAAUAUGCAGAAAGUGAAGAGGAAAAAUUACAUCAAAUACGUAUUAUGCGUGCAGGCUCAAUGCAUGAAUAUAUGGAUUUUUCUGAUUUUAUGUCUUACAUUGAUAAUCCACUGGACAUUAUUUACCAUUUUGAUUAAAUGACUAUUGACUUCAUA
Messenger RNA from Ostrinia furnacalis (Asian corn borer), 1006 nucleotides. RefSeq lists its product as uncharacterized. The transcript has a single exon. The record is from RefSeq and is a predicted model, not a curated record. NCBI's taxonomy places the organism in Eukaryota, Metazoa, Arthropoda, Insecta, Lepidoptera, Crambidae. Gene Ontology annotation, molecular function: protein kinase binding. Gene Ontology annotation, biological process: positive regulation of autophagy of mitochondrion. The coding region runs from base 122 to 988 and encodes 288 amino acids.